Messenger RNA from Pseudogymnoascus verrucosus, 1314 nucleotides. RefSeq lists its product as uncharacterized. The record is from RefSeq and is a predicted model, not a curated record. Bases 550 to 1314 code for a protein of 254 amino acids. Lineage: Eukaryota; Fungi; Ascomycota; Leotiomycetes; Thelebolales; Thelebolaceae. Gene Ontology annotation, molecular function: acid phosphatase activity. The transcript has a single exon.
GUGGUGGAAUCAAACCACCUACGUUUUCAAUCUCCUGGCGGAACUGGGAAUCGAACCCAGAUUGAAACGGGAUUGUAUGUUACAACGGGUGAGCGUUAUACCACAACGUCACGUGCUACCAUUACACCAUUCCACCAUCUUAGAUGGAAGGAGAUUAUUGAUGAGAGCAGCCGUAAAGGACAUUAUAUACCCUUGGAGAGGUUGCACGUGAUUAUCGACGACAACACAGCGAGUUGGAUACUGGACAACAACGAAUUAACGUCAACGUCCAGAGGGGUUCAAUAUAUCACUGGUAUUCUAUCAAUUGCGAAGAAUACAGAUAUAUUGACUCGUCUCUGAGACAAUACCAGGCAUCCGUAUUGAGUCUACGCAACAAAGAUCACCAUCUUAUAUCUUGUCGCCAAAACAACUACCCCUCCAUCAACCUCCACCGCCAACACUCCAACAUCAACAAAAUAUCAACAAAACACCCUCACCACACGCAAACCAUACGCAAAUCACAAAAACAGACACCUCACCCCAUCACACCACGCCUCACCACCACCAACAAUGCCCAAACCCAAACCCCCCUCCACCCCCUCCAUCCCCCAAACCCCCUCCUUCCCCCCCUCCCUCCCCCCCUCCCUAGCCUCCCCCCUCCCCCUCCCCACCCUCAUAGUCUUCGACCUCGACUACACCCUCUGGCCCUUCUGGGUAGACACGCACGCCUCCCCCCCCCUCAAGCCGCUCCUCUCCUCCACCACCCCCCCCUACACGCACGCCGCGCGCGACAAGCACGGCGAGGAAUUCAGUUUCUACCCGCAUGUGCCGGCGAUUCUGGCGGCGCUGGAUGCGCAUCCGAGGGUUAGGGUGGGUGUGGCGAGUCGGACGGGGGCGCCGGAGGUGGCGAGGGAUUUGUUGAGGAUGUUGCAGAUUCCGUGGUUUGAUGUACCUGUCCCUGCACCUCUUGAUGGAUCCACCACCGACGACGCCUCCUCGUCUGGUUCAACAUCCAAAAAAGCUCGGGAGAAAGAAAAAGCUAGGGAAAAGGCGUUAAACAAAGAGAGAGGCGCGGGAAGGGGGAAGGCUCGGAAAGCGAUCGAGUUUCUCGGACACAUGGAGAUUUAUCCGGGGAGUAAGAAGAAGCAUUUUACGCGGUUGAGGGAGACGACGGGGGUGGAGUUUGGGGAGAUGUUGUUUUUUGAUGAUGAGAAGAGGAAUAGGGAGGUGGAGGAGUUGGGGGUUACGAUGUGGUGGGUUCCGGAUGGGUUGGAUGGGGGGGAGUUUGAGAGGGGGGUGGGGGAGUGGAGGAGGAGGAGGGGGGUGGUGUGUUAG